AUGAGCCGCAACCCCAAGAAGCACAGGCGCCAGCAGGCGGUUCUCGUCCAUCAACUUUCACCCACUGAGCUGUGCGAGACAGCACCGAUACGGACAAGGGCAAGGCCGGUGUCCCCUCUACAGACGUCCGGGAUACUUCAGCAACUCCAAGCUGGAAACUCGGAAGAAGCGGUAGGAAUCGGCCUACCCGUUUUUCAGGCACAACCCAUGCCCGAGGCCUCGCCGCUAGCGACCCCGCAUGCCUUCGCAUACAACUCCCACUACUCACGCACGGAGAGUCUGGCAUCAUCGAUGGAAGGCUCUGCAGCACUUGCCUCCGCUUGCUUUCUGCAUAAUCGGGGCGCAAGGCCAUCAGUGCACUGCGUGCCGACAAACCAGAGAGAUUCUCAACUGGACAUGGUGCCAGAGUCCACCACAAGCUUCCCGCACAUGCCACUCGCUGGGAACGAGAGCCACGCGUCCUUUUUGGCGAGCUUCGUCACCGACUUAGCGAGUCGGCGCAGCUCCUGCAGCUCCUCCAGCUCGCUUGCCGUACAGCGCCGCGCAUACAACGACGCUUCCCCGGUCUCUCUCGGCAACCCGUCGGUAAUCCGCCACCUCUCGAAGAGGCGGGAGCGGCGCAUGUCGAAGGCAGCUAAGAGUGGGCGGAGCAGUCGCAGUAGCAGCAUAACAAGCUGUACCAAGGAGACAACGCCGCGCUCGCCGAUAGAAGACCAGCGCAGGAUGAGCCACCUCCCGCUCUACGAUUCCUUUUGCUCGUCCGCGACGGCCUCACGGAUUUUCAGCGCGGCGGGUGGGAAAUCUUCUCGAGCAAGGGAGGUGCAGCCGGAGAUGGGUGCCGCCGCCAACGUGUUGCCAAGCGACGACAGUUUUUCCUAUAUCCUACAUAGAGAAGAGGAGGAAACGGCUGUGAAGACGAAGUUUGGCGUGAAGAUGGUCCGGAGAACUACGCGGGAAAUUCGCCUGCCGAUUUCCGUCGACUCUUACCGAAGAGGCGACAGCGCCCAUGAUCAAGGAGACCCCAGUGGUCAAGCUCCCCUUGAUGAAACUCCAUCAGCCGUCCCGUCCUUGUUUGGCGAGCCGUCGAUAAACGACCUGGCUUCGGGCAUCCUCCUUUUUGACGGCGAGAAACACGGAAACGCCGAUCAGUAG
This is a messenger RNA of Leishmania mexicana MHOM/GT/2001/U1103, 1152 nucleotides long. RefSeq lists its product as hypothetical. The coding region runs from base 1 to 1152 and encodes 383 amino acids. The record is from RefSeq and is a predicted model, not a curated record. The transcript has a single exon. Lineage: Eukaryota; Euglenozoa; Kinetoplastea; Trypanosomatida; Trypanosomatidae.